Molecule: messenger RNA, 3080 nt
Organism: Podospora pseudopauciseta
Lineage: Eukaryota; Fungi; Ascomycota; Sordariomycetes; Sordariales; Podosporaceae
Gene: SKY1
Product: serine/threonine protein kinase, CMGC
Biological process (GO): spliceosomal complex assembly; peptidyl-serine phosphorylation; regulation of mRNA processing
Cellular component (GO): nucleus; cytoplasm
Molecular function (GO): protein serine/threonine kinase activity; ATP binding
Source: RefSeq, a predicted model, not a curated record
GCGAACACCACAUACGUGUUUUCGUACAGUCGUUUGAUCUGGACCGAGAAACUGACGAGAUAAGAAAACUCGCUGCAAACUCACCUCUUGGAUGGCCGACAUCAACUGCCACGAGCUUCUCCACUAUCUGCAACCCCUGUUCAGGCACAAGCCUGGCUAUGAUGUCAAAGAAGGCAAGGUUCCCCUCGAUAAGAACUCCAAAUUGUUGUUCAAAAAGUCUCCAGUUGCGCAGUUGGCCGAUAUCAUGAUAAUUAACGUGACCUGUGUCAAAAGUGAGAGUUGCUUAGGAGCUGGAAAAGGGUGUGCGAAGGUAUCACACGUUGCCGGAACAACUGGCCCAGAAGGAAAGUUUCAAGUUGGCGGCAGUGAGCUCGUGCCAAGUUUUCUCAAUCGCACCGAUCGCAAGUUCGCAUCCAGUUGCCAGACGCAAUCGAGGGGUUUCCAGGUCUGUCAGCCUCCCAAGAUUCCUCGGUCAAGGGGUGCUUCCAGUUUCCAUUGCCUACCCGAAACACCUCAGCUCAAAGACUCGCUUCAUGUUGCUCUUGUUUGCUCAACUCUGCUCUCAAGAAUCGUCAUCCAAGUAACUCAUUCUGAGCACCAACCAAUUAUUCAUUUGCUCCAGAGACUGCUCCACCAUCUACCCGACUGUCAGGGCCACCACCAACUGGACUCUUGUUGAGUUUUCUGGGCCAGCCAUCACAUCAGGGCAUCUUCCAUCGCAAACCUACAUCACAGUGCAGCAGCGCGCGCACGGCAUACACAACCCGAGGCGCCGUUUUCCCGUCGAUGACGUCCUAAUCAGGAUUUUUACCACACACUGGAGCCCAUCCUUUCGUCUACAGUAGGUUUCCAUCAACUUCUUAUGCCUGCACCCUGAGCCUUGAAAAAAGGUAUGCCCAACAGCCCCGAAUUGCCCCUCAUUCCAAGCCUCCCCUCCCCCGACGACCCAUUGCCCUGUCAGCCCGCCUCAAUCCAACCCGGCCCCGCGCCCGAAACCAGCCCGCCGCCAUCGACAAUCAUACAGACACGCAACAAACACCUCGACUAGAGCUGUCGCGUUCCAGCCGCAAAACCGCACUAAGCUAUCGACUAGGUGCUGGUCUUGUGCUGAUGAGACAGACAUUCGACAUCCUUUCUGUAUUGAAAUCAUCGGGGCCCUCUUCAACUCCCGAAUACCCUCUGGUUCUCCCAAGGCAAUAGCAUUGCCGUGCCAACCAACCGCCAGCCCAACGACCGACCCUCUUGCCUACUAUUUGGCUUGGCUAUCGAGUGGGAGCUUCGCGAUUCCACACAAUGAACGGAUCAUCACAACAACCGAAGGAUGCUACGGCGCAAAGGCCAUCAUCAGCUGCGACUGCUGCGAAUGUUGCGGCCGCUAACGGCAGCUCUGCGCUCAACAAGAAGAGGAAGAAGGACGGACUGAAGCCCAUCAUCACCACUGAAGGACCCGGGGCUGCUCAUUUAGCUUCAGCAAUGUCGGGUUCGCCCACGUCAGUCUCCUCCCCGGAGGACCCCGCCGAGAACACGGCGGAUGAAGAAGACUCCGAAGAUUACUGCAAAGGAGGUUACCAUCCCGUCACGGUUGGGGAGUCGUUCAAGGAUGGGAAAUACAUUGUGGUGCGCAAGCUAGGAUGGGGUCACUUCUCGACCGUAUGGCUAUCAAGAGACACCACUACCGGCAAACACGUCGCUCUCAAAGUUGUCAGAUCUGCCGCCCACUACACCGAGACAGCCAUCGACGAGAUCAAGCUUCUCAACAAGAUUGUCCAAGCGAACCCAAACCACCCAGGUCGCAAACAUGUCGUUAGUCUGCUGGACUCGUUCGAGCACAAGGGGCCAAACGGUACCCAUGUGUGCAUGGUGUUCGAGGUGCUGGGCGAAAACUUGCUUGGUUUGAUCAAGAAGUGGAAUCACCGGGGCAUCCCAAUGCCACUCGUCAAGCAGAUCACUAAACAAGUUCUCUUGGGACUCGACUACCUGCACCGGGAAUGCGGCAUCAUCCAUACCGACUUGAAGCCCGAAAAUGUCUUGAUUGAGAUUGGGGACGUGGAGAAGAUUGUUCAAAAGGUGGUCAGCUCCGACGCCGGCGAGAAGGAGAACAACAGGAAUGGACGUCGGAGGCGUAGGACGCUUAUUACUGGCAGCCAGCCUUUACCAUCGCCGCUGAACGCUAGUUUCGAUCGCGGUUCGAUUUUCCCCUCGCCUGGGGCGCCAAGCCUUGGCCAAAUGCUUCAUGAUGCCGACUCAAAAUUAAAGGAGCCAUCUCCUAAACGGGACAAGGAAACCGGAGAGGACAGGCAGGGCCAACGAGAGAAAACCGCUGAUAUCUUGACUAAGGAAGUCUCGGGUAUCUCGUUGGACAAAGCUACGCCUCUGUCAACGGCAGGUGAAAAGCGCAAGGCCGAUGAUAUGCAGUAUGACAUUAUUAGUGUCAAGAUUGCGGAUCUAGGCAAUGCGUGCUGGGUCAAUCAUCACUUCACCAAUGACAUCCAGACUCGCCAAUAUCGAUCCCCAGAAGUCAUUCUGGGCGCCAAGUGGGGGGCUAGCACAGAUGUCUGGAGUAUGGCGGCCAUGGUCUUUGAGCUUAUUACGGGCGAUUAUCUAUUUGAUCCCCAGUCGGGAACCAAAUAUGGAAAAGACGAUGACCAUAUCGCUCAGAUUAUUGAACUUUUAGGCCAGUUCCCAAAGUCGCUGUGCCUCUCGGGCAAGUGGUCACAGGAGAUCUUCAAUAGGCGCGGUGAGCUCCGCAACAUCCAUAGGCUACGCCACUGGGCUCUUCCAGACGUACUCAAGGAGAAGUACCACUUUAAGGAAGAGGACGCGAAGAAGAUUGCCGACUUUUUAACCCCGCUGCUGGAACUCACGCCGGAAAAGAGAGCAAAUGCUGGCGGGAUGGCGAGCCACCCCUGGUUGGAGGACACACCGGGGAUGAAGGGGAUCAAGAUUGAGGGGGUCGAGGUUGGCAGCAGAGGAGAGGGAAUAGAGGGUUGGGCGACGGAAGUAAGAAAGCGGUAGAGCCGGAUUUUGGGUAGCACUCGAGAAGACGAUAAUGACCAGGGCUGUUUUUUUUUGUUGCGGGA